AUGUCUUCUCAAGAUGAUUUCCAAAUACAGAUGCACCCCGAACUCAGCACGUACGACAUCAACGAGCUCAUAGCAUGGUGUGAGCGAAGCCCACAGUGUGAUCUGGAAAGCCUUUCGCGAUUCAACGUCAACGAGCCGACAUCUACCGACUGCUGCAUCGCUCAGCAAUCGCGUGCGGAUUUACCGAUGCUUUCAGCAGAAGAGAUACAACGCCUCUUCCUUCUAAGACCAGAUUUGCUUGCACCGGAGGCCCAGCGUCUCGACAGCCACACGCCCGGUGAACACGCGCUAUCGCCCGCUUCAGCGAGCGCAUCGGUCGACGCCAACAUCCCAAAUGACGAGAUCCGACGGUGUUACGACCAUGGCUGUGAUGGACGAGCAUUUUCCUGCCGCGAGAACUAUCUUCGUCAUCUCCGCGAGCGACGACUACGGAUCCAUUGCGAUUCCUGCAAUGCCUCGUUCACGCGGAAGAGCAAUCUGGUUGCGCAUCAGAAGUCGCGGUGCAAACGCCGUCGAAGAGCUCAAUCUCAACAGCGAGGGCUCAGGGAUGCCUUCAAGAUUGGUCUUGGUUUCGAACUAACCGAAACCACUUCGGAUUGGUCGACUCCGGAAGAGCGGUCUUCACAUCAUUUUGUCGCUGUUUGA
This is a messenger RNA of Dissoconium aciculare CBS 342.82, 645 nucleotides long. RefSeq lists its product as uncharacterized. Lineage: Eukaryota; Fungi; Ascomycota; Dothideomycetes; Mycosphaerellales; Dissoconiaceae. Bases 1 to 645 code for a protein of 214 amino acids. The transcript has 2 exons. The record is from RefSeq and is a predicted model, not a curated record.